UGAACUUUGGAACCAUACCUCUGUGAACUCGCAGAAACUAACUUUGCCUCUCAGCUGUACCUAACUACAUUCCUGAAAAAACAAUGAAAAUCUUUCUUGGGUUUUUGUUACUCUGCGUAACAUGUUUAUCAGCAUUUGCUCUUGAAAAUAGUUAUCUAAUAAAAUACUGUGAAAAAUGUUUGGAAGACAGUGUCGUAUCUGGAUACUAUGAACAUCCACAACGUUGUGACGGCUUUGUACAAUGCCAGUAUGUUAAUAAAACAUUGACUGCUUUUGAACAGUUUUGCAACGAAGACACAUGUUAUAAUAAAGAGACUCAGAACUGCGACUAUUGUUCAGAAACUACAUGCCAGAAAAAAUGUGAUUAUCCCACAAAGUUUAAGGAUGUUUUCUCUUGCAACAAAUAUUUUGAAUGCGAUAACUCGGGUUUCAAUUACGAAGCAAAGAUUUGCCCACCUCAAGAAAGAUUCGACCAAAAAACAUCACGCUGUGUUUCAGAUUACAGAUGUGUAGGACCUGUUCUCAUUAAACCGUGUUCUGAAACAUUCAAGCCGUCUAAAUCUCUGGGCAAAUUCUGGCAGAAGGAUGCUACAGGUUGGAUUGAAAAGGAGUGUGGUCCUGGUACUGGUUUCGACGUCAAAUCAUGCACUUGUGCUAAAAUGAUUCCUGUGAAUGAUGCUAAAACUUGUCUAAUUCUUGAUAUGCCGCUGAAGAACAGUUGUGUUGAACUCUCUCAUAACUAUUGGGUGAAUAAUCUUAACGUUACGUUUUCUAAUGGUGCUGCUCAAUUUACUACUGGUUCUGGCCUGGUGAUUCCAGCUUUGAUAAACAACGAUUUAGGUGAGAAUGUUGAAAUUAGUAUGAACUUUUAUAUUAAAAGUUCUCCCAAAGAUUCGUACACCAUUGUGACUAACGGAAAUUGCGAUCGUAAGCCUUCACUCAGUAUUGGAGUCGAAAAUGCAAACACCUUCCCAACAGUUUUUGGCUUUAUGAAAUUAGAAGGAAAUGUGUCCCCAGUACAGAUGAGGACAAGAGUGGUAUUAAACGAAUGGUAUAACAUCAGAUUUGGAAAGUCAAGCGAUAAAGUGCGAAUGUACUUGAAUAACAAUCUUCAAAAAGAAAUAAAAAUUGAGGGUGCUAUCGAAGUAGUUGACAGUGCAUUGAGUAUUGGAAAACCUUGUGCUCAAAACGUUUUCGUUGGUUCAGUAAACAUGUUCAAGCUCACCAAAUGCCCAUCAUGGUAAACAGACUGUAACUAUUCACGUUCAAUGAAAACAACUCAUCGAAAGAGAAUUUGAUGUUUAAAAAUAAAUUUAUAACUGUCCCUUUUUUAACUGAAUAAAUACAUGAAUCAGCUACUAAAGUUGGCAUUAACAAUUGCUAAA
This is a messenger RNA of Octopus sinensis (East Asian common octopus), 1385 nucleotides long. RefSeq lists its product as uncharacterized. Gene Ontology annotation, molecular function: chitin binding. Lineage: Eukaryota; Metazoa; Mollusca; Cephalopoda; Octopoda; Octopodidae. The record is from RefSeq and is a predicted model, not a curated record. The coding region runs from base 84 to 1244 and encodes 386 amino acids. The transcript is spliced from 8 exons. Gene Ontology annotation, cellular component: extracellular region.